This is a messenger RNA of Spirodela intermedia, 2142 nucleotides long. NCBI's taxonomy places the organism in Eukaryota, Viridiplantae, Streptophyta, Magnoliopsida, Alismatales, Araceae. The record is from the annotation of a GenBank genome assembly.
AUGCGGCGGAACCCUGCGCCUUACUUCCGCCAGUCUCUGCCGCGAGCCUUCUCCGUCCUCUCUCCUCCGCCGCCUGAACUUCCUCCUCCGCCGCGACCGCACCAGCCAUGCCUGCCAGAUCCCGGCGCCUGCACUGCCCUCCUGAGGUCCUGCGGUACCGUCCGCGCUUUGAGCUCCGCGCACGCUGCGCUUCUCCGCGCGCAGAUUCUCCCCGGAAACCUCGUCAUCGCCACCGCCCUUCUCUCCCGGUACGCCGCCCUCGGACGCGCCAGCUCUGCCAUCGCCAUCUUCUCUUCGUGCGCCUCCUCCGCGGACGCCUUCCUGUGGAACACCUUCAUCAGGUGCCUCGCUGAUGGCGGUGGCCACUGGGAGGCCGUUGCCGCCUAUCGCUCCAUGGGGGCCGAGCAUGGAAUCCGACCAGACAAGUUCACCUACCCUGCCGUCCUCAAGGCCUGCGCCCACCUCCGCGACUUGGAGCUGGGGAAAGCCCUGCACCGAGACGCAGAGGAGUUCGGUGUAGAUCGGGAUCUCUUUGUUGGCAACUCCCUCAUUGCAAUGUACGGGAAAUGCCACUGCUCGGAGCUCGCGCGGGAGGUGUUCGACGGGAUGCCCGAUAGGAAUUUAGUCAGCUUUACCGCCAUGAUUGGAGCGUAUGCGCAGAAUGGUCGCUAUGACGAGGGGCUUUCCCUGUUCAGACAGUUGCUCCGAGAGAAGAUGAUUGGGCCCAACAGGGCGACAUUCUUGAACGUGAUGUCCUGUGUCUGUGGAGCCGAUAACGCCCACUGGCUGUACGGCCUCGCUGUGGAGAAAGGUCUUGCUUCGGACAUAUCUGUUCAGAAUGCGGCUUUACGUAUGUUCUCCAACUGCGGCAGAGUCGAUACUGCCAGGAGACUGUUUAACAGCAUGCCUGAUAGAGAUUUGGUAUCAUGGAGCUCGAUGAUUGAGGCCUGUGUCCAGGCCGAUCUCUCUGUGGAGGGUCUGGAGCUCUUUAAGAAUUUGAAGCAGCAGGGGACAGCUCUGGACUACGUGACCCUUCUCAGUGUCAUCCGUGCCUGUGCAAGCUUUGUCUCCAUCCGCCGUGCCCAUUUCAUCCAUGGGAUUACCCUCAGAAGCCUUCCAGAGCUUAACGUUGUGCUUGAGACGGCCUUAUUAGAGCUGUACGUGAAGUGUGGUAGCAUCCGAUCUGCACGCAGAGUCUUUGACCAAAUGAGGGACAAGAAUUUGAUCUCAUGGAGUACGAUGAUCUCUGGUUAUGGAAUGCUCGGCCAUGGGAGGGAGGCACUGAAGCUUUUCGAGGAAAUGAAGAAGGUGGUGACACCAGAUCAUAUUACUUAUGUGUCAGUGCUCUCAGCUUGCAGCCAUGCUGGGCUGGUUGACGAAGGCUGGCAAUGCUUCAAUUCCAUGAGUGAAGAAUCUGGUGUCGUCCCUAAGGCAGAGCACUAUGCAUGCAUGGUUGACCUCAUGGGGCGGGCUGGCUGUCUGAAGGAAGCUCUCAGGUUCAUCAAGCGAAUGCCAGUGGCUCCAGAUGCCGCCGUCUGGGGAUCAAUGCUUGGCGCUUGUAGAAUCCAUUCCAAUGUGGAGCUCGCCGAGCUCGUGGUGAAGUCUCUCUUCGAACUAGACCCAAAGAAUUCAGGACGCUAUGUGUUAUUGUCGAAUAUAUACAUGUCUGCUGGCAAAAAGGAAGAUGCCGAUCAUGUCAGAGCUCUGAUGAAGAGGAGAGGAGUCAAGAAGAUAUCAGGCCAUACGAUCAUAGAAGUGAGAGACAGAGUCUACAAGUUCUUGGCUGGGGACCGAUCAAAUCCUCAGUCAGACUUGAUCUAUGAAGAGCUCGGGAAGUUGAUGAAGAGGAUCCGCAAGGAAGGCUAUGUGCCUGAUACGAAUUUUGUGCUGCACGACGUGGAGGAGGAGACAAAGGAGCAGCUUCUGUAUGCACACAGUGAGAAGCUGGCCAUCACCUUUGCACUCCUCAAUUCGAAGCCAGGGAGUGAGAUUAGGAUGCACAAGAAUCUGAGAGUCUGUGGGGACUGCCAUACUGCAACCAAGUUCAUCUCCAAAGUCACGAAGAGAGAGAUUUUGGUGAGGGAUUCCCAUAGAUUCCAUCAUUUCAAGUGUGGGGAGUGCUCUUGUGGGGAUUACUGGUGA